Molecule: messenger RNA, 1068 nt
Organism: Trametes versicolor FP-101664 SS1
Lineage: Eukaryota; Fungi; Basidiomycota; Agaricomycetes; Polyporales; Polyporaceae
Product: putative isomerase YbhE
Exons: 3
Coding region: 1-1068 (355 amino acids)
Molecular function (GO): 6-phosphogluconolactonase activity; protein binding
Source: RefSeq, a predicted model, not a curated record
AUGGUCUAUCGCAUCCUAGUCGCGUCGUACACGAACGAGAUCUACACCUUGGUGUUUGAUCCGGACGCGACGUCGCUGGAGCUCGUCUCAACUAUCACCGUCGGACACCAUCCGUCAUGGAUCACUCCGCACCCCAAAGACAAGAGCAUUGUCUACACCGGACUCGAGCAAUCGGACGGAAAGAUCGUGGCUCUGAAGUAUGACGCAGAGGGCCGCGGAACGGUGAUAGGGGAGAUUCCGAGCGAAGGCGCUGACCCCUGCGCACUUCUCGCAUUAGAGAAUGAGCUGAUCAUCGGGAAUUACUCAUCCGGACGGUUCGUCGCGGUUCCGUUCUCGGCCGAACCUCCUCAUAUACUCGGGAGCUCUCCUCAAAUCCUCCAGUUCGCCGGAACGGGGCCCGACAAGGACAGACAAGAAGCCCCGCAUCCUCACCAGGUCAUCCGCCACCCCACGCGGGAUGAAGUCUUGGUUCCUGACCUCGGCUCCGACAAAACGCGCCGGCUUGCCCGUGGGGCAGAUGGCAAAUGGGUCGAGAAGGGCGUCGUGUCCUACAAGGCUGGAUCCGGGCCGCGUCAUGUUGCCUUCUAUGAGGACGUCCUGUACACCGUCCUGGAGCUGACGAGCGAGGUCUCCGCACACCGCUUCCCCCCUCUCCCCGCCGAACCCACGCUUCUCGACACCGUGCCGACCAUGCGCAACCCGCCUCCUUCACCCGAUGCCGCAUUCAUGCUCGCGGCCGAGAUCCUCCUUCCCCCUCCCAACACAUCCUUCCCGAACCCCUACAUCUACGUGUCAAACCGUAACGACCCCUCGCCGGAAGGUGAUAUCAUCGCCAUAUACUCGCCCGUCAGCGGUGAGUCCGCGAAGAUCGGUCACGUCGCGGAAGUCCGCUCGGGGCUGAAGCACCUGCGUGGCAUGGAGUUCGGCGGGCCGGACGGGAAGUACCUCAUCGCGGGCGGCGUGCACGGCGGCGGCGUCAAGGUGUUCGAGCGCGUCGAUGGAGGCAAGGGCCUCAAGGAGGUCGCGGUAAUUGAGCUCGCGGCGCCCACAGGCUUCUUAUGGCUGUGA